UGGAUGCGGAUGAGUGGCCAUGGAUUGUUUCAGGCGACAGGUUACGCUAGCUAACCCUCCCAAGGGUGUAAGCUGAGGGAUAUGCCGAUCAACGGUGGUGACUGUGGGAGCCGUGCGAUUUGUAACCAACGACAGUCUGUUUCAGUUGCAUUGAUUCCCGAGAGAUCAGCUGAACAGAUCAUAUGAUACCAUGAAUGUGAGGCCUUGAGGUUGUUCAUCUUCUGCUGGAUAUAUCAAGUACUGUGAUAGUCUCGACGCAGGCAUUUGCAUGUUAGCAGUCAACUGUCAAUAUCUUUGAUUUACACAAAUAUCUGCCAGACAUUUAUAGACAAUGGCAACCAGCCCAACUGCUCCAGGGUCUGUAGGUUGGCCUUUGCUUGGAGAUAAGUCGUACGAAUUCUACAAAAACCCAAGAGAUUUUCUAGAGAAGUACAUGACUCAAAACAAGUCCAGGGUGUUUUCUCUUCGCUUCCUGAACAAGCCAACAGUGUUCGUGUGUUCCAACAGCGGAGUGGAGAAAGUGCUGGCAGAUGGCGGAGAGCACCUGGAGCUUGGAUACAAGGCGUUCAUGGGGCAGAUAUUUGGGGACAAUAUCUUGUUUACCAAUGGUGCGGAGGCGCAGGUGUUACGGCACUCUCUGAGUCAGCUGUUUACAGAAGACAGUGUCCGCACCUACCACCAGACCAUUGACAGGGUUCUCAACAAAAAACUUGCCAGUAUGGACACCAGCCGUCCCAAGUGCCUGUAUGCAUUCUUCAAACAGCUGGUCACGGAGAUCUGCCUCAGCCUCUUUCUGGGACUGGAUUUCCAGGAUUCAAAGGAAGUCAGUGACACCAUCGUAUCCAUGACAACCACUCACUGGCAUGGAAUCAUCUCUGUGCCCCUACCUCUGAAGAUCCCUGGAAGAGGUGGGGCUUCAACCUACAGUAAGGCUCUGGAUGCUAAGAAAAAACUGCUAGAAGUCAUCAAGGAAAGACGAGUGAAGACCGACAAGAGCUUCCCGCAACACAUGUCCACCAUUGCUCAAGACCCAGCAGUACAUGAUGACACCUUCAUCAACAACCAUCUCCUGCUUUUCACGUCUGCUCUCGUCCCGAAGGCGCUGGCCUCCAUCUUGACCUCCUUUGCUGUGGAGGUUGGGCAGAAGGACAAGCUAUCCUGGCAGACGGAAUGCCUAUCCAAUCCUGACUUCAUGGACGCUAUGUUUCUGGAGGUUCAACGUCUCUACCCUGCUUUUCUUGGAGGACGCCGUAUUGUCACGCAAGACUAUGAGAUUGAUGGGUACUUGGUCCCCAAGGAUCAUGCUGUGGUGUUUAUGACCUUUGCUGCUCACCGAGACCCAGCUGUAUUUGAAUCUCCGGAAGAAUUCCUUCCCGAGCGGUGGACAAACUGUUCUGCUGACAUGAAGAGCAAGCUGUUCUGCUUCGGGGCUGGCCCCCGGGGAUGUCUGGGUCAGAGACUAGUCUGGGACAUCAUCAAGUCCACCAUUAACAAGAUAAUGGGAGCUUAUCAAUGGUGUCUCCAAGACAACCAGGAAUGGUCACAGAAAUGGCUGCCAGUUUCAGGUCCAAAAGGAGAGAUUCUUGCCACAUUCACCAAGCGAGACCAAUGACCACCAUAUUCACCUAGAUCUUAUGAGUGCUAUUUUCCACAAGAGAUUUUAUGUCAUUUUUAUUGGAUGUUUUUCUCUCAAGGUUUUUAUUUUUAUCUCAAUGUCACAACUAUUGUUAUCUCAUUCCCCCUUUUUAGCUGGGAAAUCUGAAGUCAGUUUGUGUUAGUAAUGAAGUCAGAAAUGCCAUUCAUGAAGUCAACUAUGGACUCAUGAAUAGGGUCCACACCAAGAUCUGUCUCCACUCCCGAGAUCUGGCUCCACUUCUCACAUCUGAGCUAAGACUCCACAUCGGAGAUAUGACUCCACAUCAGAGAUCUGCUACACUCUAGAGAUCUGCUACACAUCAGAGAUCUGCUACACAUCAGAGAUAUGACUCCACAUCAGAGAUGUGCUACACAUCAGAGAUAUGACUCCACAUCAGAGAUCUGCUACACAUCAGAGAUAUGACUCCACAUCAGAGAUCUGCUACACAUCAGAGAUAGAGACCACAUCUGAAAUCUGACAGCCAUGCUGCUAGAGCUGAUAUUGAUCUGAGUGCUAUGGUUGGCCAUCUGUGAUAUGGACAGUGGCACACUUCUCACCUCCAAAUCCAGUUACUUGACUGGGGCUGCCAUGUCACUCCAGAUUGUGUGCAGGUCUUCAGAGUACAUGUUUAUAUAAGUUGUAUGCUUCUCUCGAGGGUUAUAUGGUCUGAUGCACGCCUGCUACAAUGAGGCGUACAUCAGACUGUAUAACCCGAAGGAGAAGCAUACAAUGUAUUUAUCUUACCGUCAUGUUAAAUGUACA
Haliotis rubra (blacklip abalone) is the source of this 2398-nucleotide messenger RNA. Its product is annotated as cytochrome P450 716B1-like. The record is from RefSeq and is a predicted model, not a curated record. The coding region runs from base 332 to 1612 and encodes 426 amino acids. Gene Ontology annotation, biological process: sterol metabolic process. Lineage: Eukaryota; Metazoa; Mollusca; Gastropoda; Lepetellida; Haliotidae. Gene Ontology annotation, molecular function: heme binding; oxidoreductase activity, acting on paired donors, with incorporation or reduction of molecular oxygen; monooxygenase activity. The transcript is spliced from 12 exons.